This is a messenger RNA of Aspergillus bombycis, 909 nucleotides long. RefSeq names its product shikimate dehydrogenase family protein. Gene Ontology annotation, biological process: shikimate metabolic process; chorismate biosynthetic process. The record is from RefSeq and is a predicted model, not a curated record. Bases 1 to 909 code for a protein of 302 amino acids. Gene Ontology annotation, molecular function: shikimate 3-dehydrogenase (NADP+) activity. Lineage: Eukaryota; Fungi; Ascomycota; Eurotiomycetes; Eurotiales; Aspergillaceae. The transcript has a single exon.
AUGCCUUCAGAAACAGAUCCCCGUGCCUAUGCAUACCUCGUUGGUGUUGGAGUGACCCACUCUAUCGCUCCGCCCAUGCACAACUACAUCGCAAACGCACUAGGCCAUGACUGGACAUUUCUGGCGAAAGAGUGUCCGACAGUUGAAGAUGCUGUGCAACUGUUUCGACGAUCUGACUUCGCUGGUGGAGUGGUGACUAUGCCUUACAAGCGCACCAUCAUGGACCACCUGGACGGUCUAGACGAAUACGCUAUCCGGCUGGGAGCGUGCAACAAUGUAUACCGGACGUCUGAAGGAAAAUUAAGAGGUACCAAUACAGACUGGCGAGGAAUUAAGGGAUGUUUGCUGGGAGCAAGCGCAGCAGGCAGGGGAAAGCCGGCGGUGCUCAUUGGGGCUGGAGGAGCUGCGCGGGCGGCAAUAUUCACCUUGCACGACCAACUAGAAUGUCAUCAGAUCUAUCUCGUGAAUAGGGACCACGAUGAAGUCAAGGUCCUCUUAGACGAAGCAAAAAAGGUGUAUGGCGAUAGCUUGGAAAUCAUUUACGUGGAACACGUCGAGCAGGUCACUACUCUUCCAUCGCCGUAUUACAUCGUGGGGACUGUUCCGGAUGCCGAACCCAGCACCCCGGAUGAGCUUCAGGUUCACCAAAUCAUUGGAUCAUUCUUGUCAACCCCUCAAGAGAAGGGCGUUCUACUCGAUAUGUGCUUCAAGCCACGAAAUACGCGGAUUCUGCAAGCUGGGGAGGCAAACGGUUGGAGGACCGUUGAGGGAACCGAGAUCAUUGGCCACCAAAUCCAUGAGCAGUAUCGGCUAUGGUGCAGCGAGGAAGAAAGUAAUAGAAUCCCUGUGAAUGAGGCCUGGACCGUGCUUCGCAAGGCAACCAAGGAAAGUCCGGCAAUCAAUUUCUAA